Molecule: messenger RNA, 2031 nt
Organism: Seminavis robusta
Lineage: Eukaryota; Bacillariophyta; Bacillariophyceae; Naviculales; Naviculaceae
Source: the annotation of a GenBank genome assembly
AACCAUGAAAUCGGAACAUCUAAAACGGAUGAAGAGAUGCUGUGCAACUCUUCAAGAUCUAGCUAGCUAACUCGACCGAAGGGUAGCUUGUCAUUGUUGUCCUUGGAAAAACAGUAGCAACUUACAGAAAGGGAAGGACCAUGAGACGAUUUCCUUGUCAUCUUCUGAAGGCCCUAAUCUGGCUGUGCCCGGUCUUGGUCAGUCAAGCCCAACUACAAGAUGGCAAUCAUUAUCAUCUUCUUCGAGGAUCAUCUCGGUCCCUUCAAGAAAGCACCAACGAGCAGGACAACAACGCCAAAAUGUUGAAUUCUCUUUUACGGCUAGCAUUGCCCACCGUAAAUGACGAAAUCAGGCAACAAGCCCCUGACCCAUUUUCUACUGAUCAGACGGGAACCUACAAUAUCGGAUCUUCCAGGAUACCCCUGUGGUGCAAAUCGGCCUCGUUUGAUUUUGAUUACACCGUGGGAGAAAUCGUUGGUUUGUCAGACAUGUACAUCGAGUCGAUGAGUGUACUGCCAUUCUCUGUGGGUCUGGAUCCCGGUCUCAUCAGGACCGAUUGGAUGGGAAGCUUCAUGGCCAAAGUAGCCACUCCCAGUAUGAUCAUGGCCAAUGACUUGCAUGGGACCCUGAAAGCCACGUGUCCCGAAAAUGGAAAUGAACGAACAUUGUCCUUAAGCGGAGCCAUGGUAGCCGUGGCACCAACUCUGGAAGGACGAAUGGACCUGGCGGGACGCUUGUGUGGAGCCGGAACUAUGGCAUUUCAAAAUGCAUCCAUCCCAAAUCCAAUGGACGUGGGAUACGACAAUAUUAUUACCAGCAUUGAUGAAUCACCCAGUUGGCUCCCAAGUUUCCUUUUGGAAAGCUUGGUGGGAUACUUUGCCGAAGUCUACAAGCAAGAUUUGAUUGACUUUGUCGAGCCGCGUAUGCGACCCGCCAUUGAGAGUAGCCUGGUAGAGACGGCAUUUUCGUCGCCCACGGAUCUGAUUCCGAUGAAUCUCGGUUUCAUGCGAAGCAGUGUGGAGCAUGGAAUAGAACGACUGUUUGGGUUGGAUGGUGAAGAGGAUCCAUAGUGAUCCUGGCAUGGCUGAAGUGACAUCGAGCUGGACAUUUCCGUCUCCCACACAACUGGUGGUUGUUUGUUGUAUGUAGAGUAGCUCUUCCAUGACGUAACACUAGUUUCUUGACGUCCCUAUCACUGUGAAAGACAUCCUCGAGCCUCGAGCAAAGAUGUCUGCUGGGUCUCCAAGUCAGAUACCAUACCAUGACCGUGUCUUAAGGUUGGGUUUGUGCGUGCUACUAGCUAGCUUGUAUUAAUAAGUUGGGUAUCGAUGUUGGUACAUUAUCGUUUAGUUUACAGUUUAGUUUGUAUUACAGUUCUAACUUUUCUCUAUAAGAUGGAUGCUGUGUUCUCAUGCCGUGUUGGCAACAGUCAUGGAGGGUCUUCUUCUGGCGCAACCUCUCAUUCUCUGGAGAGAGGCUUGCUCUUUUACCCCUGUCCCCCAGCGUCCCCCAGCGGGCAUUGUUGGUGCUGGAGUGACAGUCUCUUGUCCGUCCAUGUCAAGCUCACUAUUGGUGCAGCGAAUUUCUGGAAGCUGCCGUGUCCGUGAUCUGCGCUGGCGUCGCUUGGUAGGAGGAGGGGGAGAUAAAGAGCUACUGCCACGGGAUAUUACGUUGCGAAUGGCAUGAAGCUGAAGGCUGUCAUCAUGGCUCAAGAGACACUCGGCAGCAGCAGCGUCCUUGCGGAAUCUUCGAAAGUCAGCGGCACUGUAGUACAGGUCUUCUUUGAGGACCAAUGAAUCCUGGCGGUCAACUAGAAUGGUUUCCACUGUCUUUGCAAACCUGACACUCAUCUUCACUGCUUUGGUUUCUUUGCUCAGAGUGACGGGAGGGGGUGAUACGGUCAUUCUGCACAUGAUGCUAUUGUUAGGCUCUUCUACCGAAAGGGAGCUAAUACAACAACUAGAUCGUUCAAGGUUAUUGAUGUUCAUUAGUCUCCAAACUGAAAAUUGUGAGACUUCUACAACCUAGACC